GUUUAUUAUCUAAGCUGGUUAAAGGCUUCAAUUUAAUGAUUGAAUAGAUCAUUCUGCUUGAUAAUGUUUCUUUAUAAAUUUCAUAAUUUCGAUGGCAUAUGCACAUUUAUGAUGAAUGAUUCAAGAAUUUCAACUUUAUAUACAUAAAGUUAACGGAUGAUAUAAAAAUUACCAUCUGAAUACAUGAAGAUACCCUUUAGAUCACAUAUCAAUCAACAACAACUUCACCAACUUCGUUCGUUAUUUUGAGAGGAAAACAAGCAGUCAAAAAUGAAUCUCAAGUUAUUCCCAAUUAAAAUUCUACUUUAUUGGAUUACACUGUUUCUAAAGGGAGUUCAUCUGUCUGAUACCAAAGUGCCAAUGGUUGUCAAUCAUAAUAAUCAAAUUCGUUUACAAGUUGGUGAUAAACUACGUCUUGAAUGUCCAAUUCAUAUCACAUCCUCUGGUGGUCUAGUCUCUUCAAACGAGAAUUCUAAUUCAAAUCAACCUGAAUAUAAUUCUGGUGUUAUGUAUAAUUGGAAGGUGAGAGAUUUACAUGACUAUUCACUGGAUACAAAUAGUCAUUAUCGAUUUAGUCAACAGCGUCGAAUACUGGAAGUCACUGAACCAUUACAAGUUUCUGAUUCAGGCAAUUAUACAUGUUUAGGAGUGACUGGUUUUGGUAAACGUGAAGUCACAUUUGAAGUUCACGUACGAGAUCCUAAUAUCAACCUUCUUUGUGCUGUACCAAAUGUAGAAAAUACAAAGGCUAAAGCUCCAUGUUUUGUUGAUACAGCCUUGAAAACUAACCCAUCAAUUAGUUUGGAAAGAGCUAUAGGCUCUUCUGUAACAUUUAAUUGUGAAGCUGAAGGUACUGAACCAAUAAAAUAUCGAUGGUUUAUGGGUAAUGCAGUAGCUGAUUGGAUAACAACUGGUCAAGGUGUUCGUGGACCAAUAUUAACAAUUGAUCGCGUUGGUCGUGAACAUACUGGACAGUAUACAUGUCAGGUUUCCAAUGCAGUUGGAAGUCUGAACUAUACUUACAGGCUAUUAGUCAGUGAACCACCAUCAGCUACACCGAAAAUAAUUGGUCCUGUACAGAAUUAUACCUUUAAAAACGAUGAUAGUGCAACAGUUAUAGCAAGAAUCAAAUGUGCAUGUGAUGAACCAGUUAUACAGUGGUUGAAACGAGUUGAACCAGGCGAAGAAAUGAUGUAUGAACAAUCGGGUGCAACAAAAAUCCCAUUGCCUAAUGCUAGAAUAACAGAACAGAAUGAAGUCUAUGUGAUAUUAGGCUCAUGGAUUGAUUCACCAGCGAUUGUAGAGAAAACAACAGCCUAUACGGAUAGAUCAAAAAGUAUUCAUGAUAUGGACACAUCAUCUUCAUCAUCAUCAUCUGAUAUUUUACCAUCUGAAAAUAAUGAUGGAAAACGCCCGAUGUAUUAUCAUUCUAAACAGAAUUAUGCUAAACAAAAUCAUCUUGGUAGUGAGAAGAAAGAACAACUUUUUGUUACUAAAUUACGAUUUCAAAAACCUCUAGAAAAAGAAAGACAUGAAGGAAAAUAUAUUGUCAUGACAAUGAGUUUAUCAGAUGUUAAAAGUUUAGAAUAUAUUGUAAUAUAUGUGAAUGUAGUACAAGAAUCAGCAUUUCUGAAAGGUCGACGUGUUCUCAUCUACUUCUUAGUACCAUUCAGUAUCUUACUUGCUGUUCUUGGAUUAAUUGCUUAUAUGUUUGUAUUUCGUCGAAAACGUGCACCAGAUCAUUUAAUAUCUUCUAGUAAUGAAAGAUGUAUACUGAGAACAGCUGAACUCACUCCUGAAGCAUAUCAUGUUAUACCAAAUGGAAAAAAGUCAUCUAGUUUACACGCAUCAUCUAGACAAUCAUCAAAUAGUCAAAAUACAGGGAAACCGAAUUAUUCUUUCAUGGGAGUUCAAUCUGUAUAUCCUUCAAAUGAUAAUCAAUAUAAUCAAACACAAACUGGAUCAGAAUUAAAUAAUCCUUAUCCAAAUAUUCAAGUGAAUCCAUCACAUUUUAAUCAAGCUGUAAAUUUCUCACAAAAUACAUCAAUGACUAGUGAUCCUAGAUUACUUUUAAAUAUUAGUGAUGAUUCAAGUCGUGUAAAUAGUAAAGCAAGUUCUGGACCAAUAAUGAAUGGUAAUUGUAUGCCAAAUUCAUCUCAUCCAUCUCAUUGCCUUUUACCAUGUCCACCUAAUCCGCAUAGUAUAACACCACCAUCAAAUCAAAGUGAUAUUCAACAGACAAUGAAUAAUUUUAAUCAAUUUCCUGCCUAUUUUAUAGGUUCAAGUGAAAAGAAUUUAAAUCCACAAGUUUUUAACGACAGUUCUAUACAACCAACUUAUCAACCUGCACCAUUUCCAGGUAUUAUGCUUAAUGUACCACAACCUCCUUCAAAUGUAAGCGAUGUAUCCUUUGAUCAAUAUUCAGCAGUCAGUCAAAGUCCAGUAUCUUCAAGUACACUUACAAAUCAUUAUACAGCACCAUUUGGUGAUUUUGUUCAUAAUGAAAAUUCAGACUGUAAAGAUUUCCGACAUCAUUUUCAACCUCAUUACCUCCGUACUUGAUUAUUCUCCUCAAAGUUUCUUUCUUUAAUUUUUCAUUAACAAGUAACGGAAAUCUUGAGUAUAAGUUAUCAUUGAGAAAAAAAACAAGUAGGCCGAUAUAUCUUGUAAACAUAUACAUAUAAAUAUACAUAAUAAACUCAUCUGUAUAUCCUUCAAAAGUACACUUAUAAAAUACACAAGUAUAGUAGGAAAUUUCAAUUCAUAAUUAUAAAGGCAUUAGUAGGAAAUAUCUCAUUUCUCAUUCUGUCAUUCACUCAGUGAAAUUUAUGAAUAUGCAUAAAUUGUACUUAAGACAACACUUAUGUCUGUAUAUUUAAACAAACAUAACAACAAAUUUAUUCAGUUUUGUUUUCGAAAUUUACUCAAAAAUUAACAAAUUUUUCGUAUGUAUUUAAAGUUUUGUUUUUUUUCUCCUUCUUUUCAGAAUGCAUUUAACAGAAUAUAAAAACAAAAACAAACAUCUUAUUUUUUAAAUCGAGCGCACAAUGAUCUUUUUGUUUUAUUGAGGUUACAGGGUUCAAUUGAAAAAAACAAACAAAUUUCGUUUAACCUUUCUUUUUUAAUUGUUGAAACAGUUAAUUACAUAUUUCUUGUAUAAUAAAUAAUAUUCUAUAUAUUCAGUCAUUAUAUCAUUUUGUAAUUCAUUCAUUGGACAAAUCAUGAGUUGUUUAACUACAGUGCUCAUUAUUGACCAAAUAUAAAGGCAACAUAUAUAUAAAUAUGUGUAUAUGAACAGACAAGACACUGAAAUCUGUUGUUUCUUAUUUCACUUUGUACACUGAAAAUAUUUUAAAGACAAAGUUGUGAAAUUUGUAUGAGAACUGAACCAAAUAAACAAGACCUUAUUAACAAUAUAAAAAGUUAAAGUGUAUUGUGAGUAAUGUCUACGACUUCUAAUCAAAG
This is a messenger RNA of Trichobilharzia szidati, 3465 nucleotides long. The record is from the annotation of a GenBank genome assembly. NCBI's taxonomy places the organism in Eukaryota, Metazoa, Platyhelminthes, Trematoda, Strigeidida, Schistosomatidae.